Molecule: messenger RNA, 652 nt
Organism: Phoenix dactylifera (date palm)
Lineage: Eukaryota; Viridiplantae; Streptophyta; Magnoliopsida; Arecales; Arecaceae
Source: RefSeq, a predicted model, not a curated record
AAACUUUCUGCAUUGAUGCGCAUUGCACUAGCAUUGAUACAAGAAGUCGGUAGUACAAAGAUGAUUCUUUUGUACUACCGAGUCAAGUGCAGCAAGUAUUCUAUAUUAAUGACACUGCAGAGAGACGUGGCAAUUGGAAAGUUGUCCAAAGAUUCAAGCAUCGAGGACAAGUUCAAAAUCUCGGAUGAUUAUCAUGGCAAUCUAGUAGCUCAGCAAGCUGUCCACAGAAAAUGCUACAAUAUUCACAGAAAUUGGAGGCACAAUAUGAAAUUGCAUUACAAGUAUCUUAAGAACGUUUUACAUGUGGACCCUUAUAGUCAUCCAUACGAACAUGUGACUCAAGAGGAUUGGCGCCACUUAAUUGACGAUGUGUGGAAAAGCAAAGAACACAAGGUGAGAUCAAAAGCUGGCAAAAAGAAUAGGAAAAAGCUUGAGUACAAUCAUUGUUCAGGAUCUCGGUCAUUUGUUGCAACAAUGACUAUACAGGUAUAUGUUUUUGAGUAUGUACUGACUAUAUUUUUAGUGAAUUGCCUGUGAAACAGUCUAUGGGAUAGUUUUGGCUAUUGUAAAAUAGACAAUUUGCUGCAAGUAGAUUUUUUAUUCUAGUUUGCUUCAAGUAUAUUUUUGGAAUCCUUUUAUGCAAGUAGAUCUG